This is a messenger RNA of Varanus komodoensis (Komodo dragon), 2097 nucleotides long. It is a transcript of the gene DCST1, whose product is annotated as DC-STAMP domain containing 1. The transcript is spliced from 16 exons. The coding region runs from base 1 to 2097 and encodes 698 amino acids. The record is from RefSeq and is a predicted model, not a curated record. Gene Ontology annotation, cellular component: membrane. Lineage: Eukaryota; Metazoa; Chordata; Lepidosauria; Squamata; Varanidae.
AUGGGACCCCAACUAUCCAAAGGGAAGUAUCGAAGAGUGAAGAAGCAGAAGGGCCCACGGCAAAAGCCCGCCAACACCACUCUGAAAUGCAUCUUCGGCCUCUUGCUGCCCCGUUUCUGCUUCACGUUCCUAUAUAGCCAGCCUGAUGAAUUUCGACCCGCCAAGGUUUUCCUGGGGGCUGGAGUGGGAAGUUUAUUUGCUUUGGGGCUCUCCUUCCUUCUAAUUUUCCCCAUGACCAUCACAGAGGAGCAUAAAAUCGAGCUGAUGUACAGCAUGGCAGGUGUGGCUGCCUUAGGCUGGGCCACCUCUCCGCACUUCCGUUGCGCCAGCCUCAUGGUGAUACCCAAAUUCCUGGGCAAAGAAGGGCGGAUUUACAUCCUCACCUACGUGUUGGCAGCAGUCUAUGACGGCCCGGUGGCAAACAUCCGGCACAAUUUGGGCGAGGUGGUCAAGUCCAUCAGCUGCACGGUGGAGCUGCAGAUCGAGAAUGCCAAACGCUCGUGGAAGGCCUCCCUGGCCCCACUGCGCAAGAUCCUGAAGGACAUGGUGAGGAGUGGAGAGAAGCUGAAAUCCGAGACCCAGGUGGUCUCGGGCUCCUUCUCAGAGCUGAACAAUCAGGUGGCCAGCCAGGCCGGCUACGACGUGCGCUUGGUGAGGGAAGCGGUGGGGAGAGCCAGCCCUUCCACCCAGGAGGUGUACGAGGCGAAGACCCGGCUGCGUUGCGCAUACAUCAUAGACCAAGCCAUUGCGCGCUGCAGAAGCUGGUUCGACACCAAGCACCGAUCCUGCCUGCGCACCAUCGCGGUGCCCCUGCUCAACCACCUGCUGUGCAUCCCCAUGAAAUUCACCUUUCUCUGCAGUUUUGCCAAGCUCAUGCAUGUGUGGUGCCGGGACAAAAUCCCCGUGGAAGGGAACUUCGGCCAGACGUACGACCGGGUAAACUCCUCCGUGGACAGCUUGAACCAGGACUUCACAGCCAGAGUGGUGUUCACGGAAGAGCAUCAGUCCAUGCUGGUGGGGGCCGACCUCUCCUCGCACAAGCAUCUGGUGGACGACGUGAACGAGCAGCUCGUCGAGCACGGAGCCCGCCUGGGCACGGCCAUGUCCGUCCUCCGGGUCCUGCUCUCCUGCACCUUUGUCCUCAUUUUCGCCUCGGCAUUUUCCUAUACAAACCGUUACAACCAGGACAUCCGCUUUGACAAUCUUUACAUCUCCCGCUACUUCCGGCAGAUCGAUGCCCGCCGUCGGAAGCAGAAGAAACGCACGCUCCUGCCCUUGCGGCGCGCCGAGCAAAGCAGUGUCAUCGACCCUUCGCACGUCGCUUUCCAGCCGGCCGAGACCAAGAACGUGAUGCUGGAGUUACUGGGCUGCAUGCCAGCGCUGAUCUUUCUCACGAUCGCUUGCACCCUGGAUUUUCUGCUCUACACCAUCUUCAGCACCAUCCGACACCACUCCUUUGUCGAGUACUCCUUCCACAGCAGCCACCACCUGGAAGUGAAGGUGGGUGGGAAGACCAUGAUGGCCCGGCUUCUUCGGAGCACCAUCGGGGCCCUCAACACCUCCUCCGAGAUGCUGAUGGAGGCAAACAACAUACAGUGCCUGCCGGAAGCACGAGGAAUGAACCAGGAUCAGUACCUGCACUGUGCGAUUCCACUUGGUGUCUUGCUGCUGCUCUGUUUUGCGCAGGUUUACGUCUUCCGCCUCCGUCGCGUCAUCGCCGCUUUCUACUUCCCCAAGCGGGAAAAGAAGCGCGUUCUCUUUCUCUACAAUGAGAUGCUGCGGCAGCGUGUGGCCUUCAUCACGGUGCAGCGGAAGCGCAUCAUCCUGCGGGCCCAGCAGCACAAAAGGCUGGAGAAGCCGUUCCUGGACCGCCUGGGCCACUGGCUUCCGUUCUUGCAGCGCUUCCUCCGCCGGCGCUGCAUCCUGUGCCGCCUGCCCGAAUCUCACAAUUCCCGCCUGUGCCCAAACCCGGACUGUGGCAGCCUGUACUGCAAGCCCUGCUGGCAAGACAUGGGCCGGAUCUGUUACGCAUGCAGCCCCGAUCAGCCCCUCUCUGACGAAGAGAGCAGUGAUGAGCAGGCGGGUUACGCCGACUGA